CUGUGCGGUUGCAUUUCUGUUUUGGCUGCCUCGGAUGGUUUGGAGUCGUGCGUGCGGAAAUUAAGAGGAAAUGAAUCGAUGAUUGAACCAGAUGGAUGGAUAAUUUGUGAUUAUUGUUUUUUUUUACGUGUGAACUAGUUGUGGCGGAGCAUUGAUCAAGAGUAUGGUACCUGCCCGCGAAACAAAUUGUUGCUGUUAAGUUUAUGUGAGCUUCUGUGACGAGUAUUUACUUUUCGUGUAAUAAGCUCAACUUACGAGUGUUGUGCCUAAUAGAUGAAUAAGAACAAAACUUGAAGUGAUGAUGCUGUUUAUAAUCUGAGGGAGAAUUGAGUUUGCUCAGUUGUAAAGUGAAUAGAAGCAGUAGCAACUGCAUUCUAGGCCACCCAGGAAAGGAAGAGAUAAAAUUUCUCCAGAAAAGUACGGACUACCUACAUCUUAUUCUAAUAAAAUACCACAUUAAUAUGGAAAUACGAUGGUGUUGGACGGCUAUCAUUCUGACAGUGGUCUCUCAUAUGGCAAUGACUCACAAAGUGACAGUAUCAUCUCCAAGCAGUAGUUCUAGCAGCAAUAGUAACACCAGUCAUAGUAGUAGCAGUAACGAUUCAACCAAUCCAGUUAACAUUACUAAUAUAUUUGAUAAUCAAUCAACCAAACCUGCAAAACAUGUCAAAGAAGAUUCGGAGCCUUAUUACAAUUUGGAUGAGCCAAAUGUCAACUCGGAGGCGUUUGCAGCGAAAAGUGUGAAGAAGUAUCUACAAAAAGAGAAUAAAAAGUAUAAGAAAAAAAAUGUGCCUAGCGGUAACGAUCGUCAGACACAACAUCAACAGAGUGAACCAAUCAACCGAGAACACAAGGAAUCGAAGGGUGAAGAAGAUGAUUCGUCUACCCACAAGUCCGCGAAUGAAUCGGAGAAGCCACAUAGUCGUAAAAAGCGAUUAAUUUGGGUGACUGACGAUGGAAGGCUGGCGCUGCCUCCAGGAACUUCAUUAACUAUUGCACCGACAAUUGCCUUACCGUUUGUCCGAUAUCCACCAACAGGAUUUCUUUCGAAUAUAUCCAUCAGUUUGCCAAUCACAAUCGAUUUCGAUAAAUUGGGACUAACGGACAACCAAAAUCCACUCGGAGUGCUGCCACCACUGUUCGCUCGAUCCAUGGGUCGGGCAGCGGGAAGCGUUUUGGCUGAUUAUGUUUCGGAUUUUAUGCACACGCGUAGAAGAAAACGAAGUGCUACGAAUUUCCGGGGCAGUGAUAACUUCAAGAUCACCACGAACAUCAUUGAUGACGAAGACGAUGAUCGGAAGCCCGAGCUGCCGGAGGAACAUAAGCAUUCUUUCCAUGGAGGAGAAAGGGCUUUGUUGUAUACAGUGGUUGAAGAUUUCAUCAGUAAUUUUGGAUUGGAUGGAAAAGCUUGUAUGCUACGCGCGAUUUGUGAAGUACAUUCGAAGCGUGUGGAGAGCUUUGGGCUAAUAGGCGAGAUGCUGAAGUUAUUUUUUACUGCAUCCAUGUCGCCUUAUUCAGAAUUCAUUCCUGAGUAUGUAUCAGCCGAAAAUAUUGGAAAAGGAAAGGCCGGACCUGGAGAAUGUUUCCCAUAUUAUAAGGACUGUCCCAAGAGUUUAUUCCGAAUGGCCAAUAAAUUUCAGCAGAAUUACAAGCCUGAAUCGAGUAACGAAUCAGUUGAAGAGCAGUUGCAUGAAAACAGUAUAGAUGACAUUGAACGAGACGCUCUCAGUGCGAAAAUGGGCGAAUCGUCUGUUGAGGCCAAAGAAGAAACCGUCAUACAGCUGGAUGGUGUCAACAAAAUAGCUAUGUGAUUGUAGUCAUUCUGUCUGUUUGACAGUCCGAAGGAGCAGGAAAUAGUUGUACAGUAUUGUAAUGGAAUGAGAAUUAUUAUGAAUGUGACGUUUUUGAUGACACGUCGAAAGUAUUCUGCGCAGUGAAUCAAAGUGCCCCCCAUUUGACCCAGUGCAUUUAAGCGUAAAAUAUAUUUAUUUAUCUAUUUAUUUAUUUAUUUAUUUAUUUAUUUAUGCGAAUAGAAUAAAGCAAAACCCAUCAAAGAACGUGCGCAGCAAUACAUCAAUUUAUUUGCAAUUGAUUAAUCUGCAAAAAAAAAAGAUCAGUGAACGUGCCCAUAUUAUUUUAAGAUGUAUUUGUUCAACUGUAAUCAUACUCUGUUGAUUCAGCUAGGGAUCUUCAAGAUUGAGCGUCUCAUCAUAAGGCUUUAGAAAUACUAUAAAAUAUUCUGUUUUGUUAAGUUUGAACUUUGAUUGUUACAUAAAACACUUUUCGGAUGCGCACCUCCCCGUAAGUCAUUAUUACGAGUAUCAAAUAAGUUUUUCCCUCUCAGUUGUAACAUAUAUUCUUCGAAUAAUAAAAUGAAUUCACAAAUUUAUAAUUUAAGCUCGAAAUAGUAAAAAUAGUCAUAGGCUUAAGAAGGGUUUCAUUUUUCUAGUUCAUUCUCUACUGAAAACAUUGUAAAUUUGUUAAACUCCAUUAAACAUAAUUCAGAGUAUUCAUUAUUUUAUGUAAAUUAUAGAAAAGGUGCUAAUCGAAUGUAUGAUCUAAUUCUGAAGCUCAGUUGGUAGAGCGACAUAAUUUCUCUAUAAGUUUAGUUCUUAUCUCCGGCAUUUGAAACCAAAAACGUGUUGAUUUCUGGAUUGCAUUCAUUGAUAUGUUGUAUAGUAGGGGCACUUUUGAAUAUAUGAAUUAGCUAACAUCCAACCUGACGCAAUGAAUCAGUCAAGCGUUCGCUUGAACUGUAAUUAUGUUUUAAAAUCUAAAGUAAGUGCGCUCUUUGCAGAACAACCGUUCAGCUAUUGUUUCAUUUUAUGUACUCUGAUAUUGUGAUUUGUAGCACUCAAAUUUUGAAAUUGUUUUAAUUACUAGUUUGGAUAGAUACAACGAUGUUAGAUAUGUACAAUCCCUUCUGUACAAAUGUUAGGAAUGAAACAUUUCUGAGAAAUAAAACUGUACCUAGACCUUAUUAUGUUAGAC
Toxorhynchites rutilus septentrionalis is the source of this 2991-nucleotide messenger RNA. RefSeq lists its product as uncharacterized. The record is from RefSeq and is a predicted model, not a curated record. The transcript has 5 exons. Bases 462 to 1811 code for a protein of 449 amino acids. NCBI's taxonomy places the organism in Eukaryota, Metazoa, Arthropoda, Insecta, Diptera, Culicidae.